Molecule: messenger RNA, 1862 nt
Organism: Brachypodium distachyon (stiff brome)
Lineage: Eukaryota; Viridiplantae; Streptophyta; Magnoliopsida; Poales; Poaceae
Product: high-affinity nitrate transporter 2.1
Exons: 1
Coding region: 86-1615 (509 amino acids)
Biological process (GO): cellular response to nitrate; nitrate transmembrane transport
Cellular component (GO): plant-type vacuole membrane; plasma membrane
Molecular function (GO): nitrate transmembrane transporter activity
Source: RefSeq, a predicted model, not a curated record
CAUUAAGCUCAAGACUUAAUUAGCUAGCUCUUUUGGUGGAUACUGCAGCUCGAUCUGCUUGAGCUCCAAGAAGAAAGGGGAAGAUAUGGCAAUGGAGGUCGGCACUUCAGCUGGUGAGGCGGUGGCGGCAGCGAAGUUCUCACUGCCGGUGGACUCGGAGAACAAGGCCAAGUCCAUCAAGAUCUUCUCCUUCGGCAACCCUCACAUGCGUGCCUUCCAUCUCGGGUGGAUGUCAUUCUUCGUCUGUGUCGUGUCCACCUUCGCCGCUGCCCCGCUUGUCCCCAUCAUCCGUGACAACCUCAACCUAACCAAGGCCGACAUCGGUAACGCCGGGGUCGCCUCUGUCUCCGGCGCCAUCUUCUCCCGGCUCGCCAUGGGUGCCGUAUGCGACCUCCUCGGCCCGCGCUAUGGCUGCGCCUUCCUCGUCAUGCUGUCUGCGCCCGCCGUCUUUUGCAUGUCCGUCAUCGACAGCGCGGCCGGCUACAUCGUUAUUCGCUUCCUCAUUGGUGUCUCGCUCGCCACCUUUGUGUCGUGCAGUUAUUGGAUGAGCACCAUGUUCAGUAGCAAGAUCACCGGGACCGUCAGUGGUCUGACGGCGGGGUGGGGCGACAUGGGCGGCGGCGCCACGCAACUCAUCAUGCCUCUCGUCUUCGACGCCAUCGAGGCGUGCGGCGCGACGCCUUUCACGGCGUGGCGCAUCGCCUACUUCGUGCCGGGGUUGAUGCUUAUGGUGAUGGGCUUGCUGGUGCUCACCAUGGGACAAGACCUCCCCGAUGGCAACCUCAGGAGCCUCCAGAAGAAUGGUGACAUGAACAAGGAUAAGUUCUCCAAGGUUUUCCGAGGCGCUGUCACCAACUACCGAACCUGGAUCUUAGUUUUCAUCUACGGAUAUUGCAUGGGCGUCGAGCUCACCACCAACAACGUCAUCGCCGAGUACUACUACGACAGCUUCCAUCUCGACCUCCGUGCUGCCGGAACUAUUGCCGCAUGCUUCGGCUUGGCUAAUAUCUUCGCUCGUCCGAUGGGCGGCUACCUCUCCGACCUCGGCGCCCGCUACUUCGGCAUGCGAGCCCGCCUCUGGAACAUCUGGAUCCUCCAGACCGCCGGUGGUGUCUUCUGCCUCUGUCUUGGCCGUGCAUCGGCCCUCCCGGCCUCCAUCGUAUGCAUGGUCCUAUACUCAAUAUGCGUCGAGGCUGCGUGUGGCGCCGUCUAUGGUGUCAUCCCCUUCGUCUCCCGACGGUCCCUUGGCAUCAUCUCCGGCAUGAGCGGUGCCGGCGGCAACGUGGGUGGAGGUGUCACACAGUUUCUCUUCUUCACGUCAUCGCAAUACUCCACCGCCAAAGGGCUCGAGUACAUGGGCAUCAUGAUCAUGGCCUGCACGCUCCCCGUCGCGCUCAUCCACUUCCCUCAAUGGGGCUCCAUGCUCUUGCCUCCCAGCACCGACGCCACAGAGGAGGACUACUAUGGUUCUGAGUGGAGGGAGGAGGAGAAGAGCAAAGGACUCCAUCUCGCGGGACAGAAGUUUGCCGAGAACUCCCGCUCGGAGCGUGGCAGGCGCAAUGUCAUCCUCGCAGUACCUUCGACACCGCCGAACAACACGCCCCAACAUGUAUAAUUAUAAGCUCUAGCUAGAUCGACUCAAGUUUUUCCCCCCCCUUUUAUCUCUGUAAAAUGUGCAUGCAUUCCCCAUGGGAUCGAGGCGGUGCGCCCCAUUAGGACGGUGUGGGGGUCUCUCACACCAAUGACUUUUUGUGGGCACUCCGAACCCCCUUCAGAGGAGUCUUUAGUCUAUAAAUAUGUAGGGUCCUGUGAUAUGUUUUGAGUCAUCAAUAUGAGAAAAUUUUGUUGUGCAUGCACAUGCA